AAGCAAAGAGCACCAUGAUGUCUACUACAUACUUGUUAGUUUUGAUACUUGGAGUGGUGGCUCUCACCGCUCCCUCUUUUGGUACCUAUGAGUCACCCAACUAUGGGAAACCACCCACUCCUGUUUACAAGCCACCCUACGGUAAAUCUCCACCAACUUAUGAACCUAAGCCCCCUGUCUAUGAACCACCAAAGAAAGACAAACCUAAACCCAAGCCCCCUGUCUACGAGCCACCAAAGAAAGAGAAACCAGAACCCAAACCACCAGUCUACGAGCCACCGAAGAAAGAGAAACCUGAACCUAAGCCACCAGUUUAUACACCUCCAAAGAAAGAGAAGCCUGAACCUAAACCACCAGUCUAUGAACCUCCAAAGAAGCCACCAGUGUAUGAGCCUAAGCCACCAAAGCCACCGGUUUAUACACCACCAAAGAAAGAGAAGCCUGAACCCAAACCUCCGGUCUAUGAGCCUCCAAAGAAGCCUCCAACGUAUGAGCCUAAGCCACCAAAGCCACCAGUUUAUACACCACCAAAGAAAGAGAAGCCAGAACCCAAACCACCAGUCUAUGAGACUCCAAAGAAGCCUCCGACGUAUGAGCCUAAGCCACCAAAGCCACCAGUUUAUACACCACCAAAGAAAGAGAAACCAGAACCCAAACCACCAGUCUAUGGGACUCCAAAGAAGCCUCCGACGUAUGAGCCUAAGCCACCAAAGCCACCAGUUUAUACACCACCAAAGAAAGAGAAGCCAGAACCCAAACCACCAGUCCAUGAGACUCCAAAGAAGCCUCCAGUGUAUGAGCCACCUUAUGGUCACUAUCCAGGACACCCUCCAAUGUGGAAGCCAUAAUUAAAAGGUCCCAUCCUCUAGCCAUACCCAACAACUGAGCUACUAUGGCCAUUUAGAUAGAGUAACCAUGCAAUAAGAGUGGCUAUCGACUCAUGUUAUAUGUUUCCUUGUUCGUAAUGUUUUCUUUUAUGUCAUGUUUGAUGAAAUAUCAGGUGUCAGCGAGAAUGCCAAUGACAGUCCUUGUCAGAUUGCCUACUCUAUAUCUUCUUGUAUUUCAAUGAGAAAAAAAUCCUGAAUUCAACAUA
This is a messenger RNA of Hibiscus syriacus, 1093 nucleotides long. Its product is annotated as repetitive proline-rich cell wall protein 2-like. Lineage: Eukaryota; Viridiplantae; Streptophyta; Magnoliopsida; Malvales; Malvaceae. The record is from RefSeq and is a predicted model, not a curated record. The transcript has a single exon. The coding region runs from base 15 to 848 and encodes 277 amino acids.